AUGUUAAGUAGUCUUAGGAAAAAGCUUAACAAUGCCCUACAAGAAGCCUCAAUAAUAACCGAGAAUUUGCAGCAACAAUAUCGGCAACGUGUCAACAAUUCCGAUGUAAGAUUAAACCAAUUGGAAAAUUUCGAAAGUGAAAUCCAUUUUUAAUAUUUUUUUUUACAGAACCUUAAUCGCAGCCGCAGUUCCAGUUCAUUGGUUUUGUCCACAAGUGAGCUGGGCCUACCAUCGCACGUCAAUGUGGCCGCUGGCUGUAAUUUACUUGCCAAAUAUGAAGACGACUGGCGGGUGAUACAUCAAAACAAUGAAGAAAAUGCCCAAAAGGCGGAGGCUAUAGCCAAACAAAUUCAGGAUAUAGAAUUGCAGAUGAAUCAAAAACAAAUUGUUAUGAGUGACUUAGUACAUUGCCUAGCGGUAAUUCCGAACUUAAUGGAGAAGCUAAAAUCAUGCCAAGAAACAUUGGGGGAGGUAAAUCAGCUGAGUCGUACUGUGGAAAAGGAAUUGGAGAAAUUGGAAGAUCUGUGUGCGGAAUGUGAACUGGAGGAAUAUAUGCUCGAGAGGCAGUGUGAACUGUCGAAAUUUAAACAAAAGAAAAUGGAGGAUUUGGAAUCAUAUCGCCAAAAAGUUGCCGCCGAGCAUCAGGCGAGGAUACGCCAGCAUGAGGAGAAGCUCAGGACAAUACAAAAAGAACGACAAGCCGUAUUCGAUGAUGCCUUUCGUCAUGAUCUAAAGGAGUUCAAGGAGAAUGGACACAUACCAAAAAUUGAAAAGGAAUUAAAACCAUCAAAAAUAUCCCUUGAAGAAGUGGACUUAGAUGAAGAAGUUACAGAAACCAAAGAUGCUCUGGAAGAGUUUUUAAAUGGCUGA
Molecule: messenger RNA, 870 nt
Organism: Musca vetustissima
Lineage: Eukaryota; Metazoa; Arthropoda; Insecta; Diptera; Muscidae
Gene: Dysb
Product: dysbindin protein homolog
Exons: 3
Biological process (GO): negative regulation of protein kinase activity
Cellular component (GO): cytoplasm
Source: RefSeq, a predicted model, not a curated record